AACAUCCAAAAGAUUGGUCCAACAAGCUAAUUUAAAGAAGGCCGACUCAACAGUAGGUCUACUCUACCACAAGAUCAUUGUCGUGUAUAUAUCUAUCUAUCUGUCUAAUGUGGUCUGUCUCUCUGUUGGCAACGUUGUAUCCACUGUAUCGCCCCUUCCGUGAUGUCAAUAGAAGCACAUGGUCCGGGUUUGUUGCAGGAAGUGAAGAUGGCGGACCAGUCGUUGCUAUCUGAGUCUGCUCUCGGGUGGUGUAUUUUCGCCAUUGUAUUUUUGGUGAUCCUUUCCUUCUGUUGGGUCUACAUCAGGAAGUACCAGAGCCGCCAAGAGAGUGAGGUCAUCUCAACCAUCACUGCAAUAUGCGCAUUGGCCAUUGCACUGAUAACCUCUGCACUUCUUCCAGUGGAUAUAUUCCUAGUGUCUUACAUGAAGCACCCUAACGGUACUUACAAGGAGUGGGCAGAAAACAAUGAGACACGAGGCCAAAUCGAAGACACUGUGCUGUAUGCUUAUUACUCACUGUACUCUAUCCUCCUGUUCUGUGUCUUCCUGUGGAUCCCCUUUGUCUAUUUCUAUUAUGAGGAGAAAGAUGAUGACAACAUCAACAAAUGUUCACAAGUGAAAAAUGCUCUGAAAUACACAACUGGAUUCAUCAUCGUCUGUGCAGCACUGCUAUUAAUUGGGGCCUUUGUUCCUCUUGAAGCCCCACCUAAUCAGAAUGGUACCCAGUGGGAGAAGAUGCAGUAUCUGUUUGAGGAGCUGGGGAACAACCAUGGUGUACCAGCCCUGUCUUUCUCCAUCAGCUCCUUGACCUUGAUUGGCAUGCUGGCAGUGAUCACUUACACGGCGUAUGGUAUGUCAGUGCUGCCGUUGAACCUGAUUAAAGGAACACGCAGUGUGGUGUACGAGCGUCUGGAGAACACUGAAGAUAUUGAAGAGGUUGAAAACCAGAUGGAAAAGAUCAAAGCCAAGUGUGAGGACGGGCGUCCUCUGUCGUCGCGGGACCGUCGUAACCUCCAGGAGUUUGAGGACAAGCUACAGGUGCUCCAGAGGAGAGGCAGGCACCUGGAGAUAGCAGAGAGUCACUGCUGCACCAAGGUUGGAUCUGCUCUCAGACCACUCAAGAUUCUGCUGGGAAUUUUCUUCAUCCUGUUUGCUCUGCUGUUUGUUGUUGCUCUGUUCAUUUCAAAUUUGGACAAAGCUCUUCACUCUGCUGGCAUCACUUCUGGCUUCAUGGUGUUUGGCACCAACCUGACCAACCCUCUGAAUGAACUCCUGCUGACUCUACAGCCUGUGUUCCCGUUGGAUUAUGUCCUGAUCACGGUCAUCACCAUGUACUUUGUGUUCACCUCCAUGGCCGGCAUCAGGAACAUGGGCAUCUGGUUCUUCUGGAUACGGCUGUACAAGAUCAGACCCAAGAGAACCCGUCCCCAGGCCCUCCUCUUCCUCUGCAUGAUUCUACUGCUGAUUGUCCUUCACACCAGCUUCAUGAUCUACAGCCUGGCCCCGCAGUACGUCAUGUACGGGAGCCAGAACUACCUGCUGCAGAGCCCGAUGCCACCAGGGAAUAAUACCACUUGGACUACCAAGACCUGCGAUGCCGACGCACCUCAAGACGAAUGCACUGUGACGAGAUCGUACCUUUUCCUCCACAAGUUCUGGUUCUUCAGUACCAUCUACUACUUUGGUAACUGGGUGUUUAUCGGGGUUUUCCUCAUCGGCCUGUUGGUGUCAUGUUGUAAGGGGAAGAAAUCAGUGAUCGAAGGAGAGGUGGAGGCAGACGACUCUGACAUGAGUGAAGACGAAUAUGUCCACUGACAAGACCACAGCCUGCCAGACCUGGGUUCAAAUACUAUUUGAAAUCUUUUAAAUACUUUUGAGCAUUUGCUUUAGCCUGUCUGGGAGUGCCAGGUGGGCGGGGUUUGCAUGUUCUGGACUUUUCUAUGGGUUCACCUGCAAAAGGCAAGCUUAAUCAAAUACAUUUUAAGUAUUUGAAAUUAUUUUAAACAGUGUGCCCUAAUGAAUAUGACCCAGGUCUGCUACCUGCAUGGACCAGGAGACAGUUAAACCGGAUUGGUUUCUGUUACAACUGGUUUGCUAUAACAUAAGAAUUUGACAUUUGGAUUGUUCAUACAAUGCAGUAAAACUUUAAUUUGAACUUUUGUUUUCUGGUUUCUGCCUGAGAUUGGUUAAUAUUACACAACGUUGUGCUGACACUGAUUUAUUAUAACGGGAGAGAGUGAUUGGGAGGUUGCUUUUUUCGUAUUAGGGCAACUUUUUUGUUCUUUGUUCAGUCAGGUGUCUUUGUUCAAAGCAGUAUGUAAACCCUCUUGCAUCCCAAAUGGCACCCUAUUUCAUAUAUAGUGCACUUCUUUUGUCCAAAGCCCUAUUGGACCCUGGUCAAAAGUAGUGCACUAUAUAGGGAAUAGUGUGCCAUUUGAGAUGCACCCCUCUUUGUAUUACUAUGGGUAUGUGCCUGUUGUUUCAAAUGUCAUCUGCACCAAUUCUGUGUUUUUAUGUUUCCAAAAAGAAAGAUUUAGUGUUGCAAAAUUCUGGUAUCUUUCCAAAAUGAGGGGAUUCUGAAUUUCCUGCUUAUUUCCCUCACUAUUCUGGGAAUCUUCAAAUCGGGAAUAAAAAUACAUUUAAAAAAACCAGGUAAUUUGGGGAAAGUUAGCAACAUUUUACAACCCUAAGAAAGAUCCUUGGUUGAUAACCAAACGGUGGGUUAUUAAACAAGCUUUACCCUGUGAUACUGGAUGUUUUGGAUUCUGAAAAGAGAACAUGUUGUUGAGGAAACAUAUUCCAGGCUUACUUUGUUUCUUAUUUUAACUCAGCACAUUUUUGUUGUCAUGUAUAUUUCUGUAAUAUAUGGCUGGAUAAAUGUUUAUUUUAGCCUUUAACAGAUGUAUUAUUUUUAAGAUUACGAACUUAGCACAUUCAGCAUGUUAACUUAAAGCAACAAAUAUGGACAUGUAUUUGAUACCAUAUUGAUAAUGCACAUUGCUGAGUUAAAAUAUAUAUUCUCUUAUCCCUGAUUUUGGUCAUGUUUGGUUGUGCUUAACUUGACUAUCUGUUAUUGCAUUGAUGGAUUGAUUUGCUGUAAAGUUAUCUUAACAUGAACUGAGCAUAAUAUCACUUGACUACUGAUCACGAUGUCAAUUUACUUUAUGAAGUUGGAAUAAAAUAUGAAUUCUGAAUUGA
Salmo salar (Atlantic salmon) is the source of this 3198-nucleotide messenger RNA. Its product is annotated as lysosomal cobalamin transport escort protein LMBD1. The record is from RefSeq and is a predicted model, not a curated record. Gene Ontology annotation, biological process: protein localization to lysosome. Lineage: Eukaryota; Metazoa; Chordata; Actinopteri; Salmoniformes; Salmonidae. Gene Ontology annotation, cellular component: lysosomal membrane.